AUGGGGCGAUACGGUAGGCUAUAUAUAAGAACGCCGCUGCUGUGAUGAUGUCCCAUCAUUUCGCUCUCGGAAACGGUGGCACUCGGAAGUGUUGCUGCUGCUGCUGUGUACGCGAAACCCGAACAAGUAAACGGAAAGACGAGCAUUUCGGGCAACAGCGAGUUGCAUUUGGAUCGUGGUACAGCUGGUGUUGUCUGUAACUUCAAGCAAAAACAAACCGAAAACAAAAAACCCCCACCCGGAUAGAUCCCGUCUACACGUGGCGAGUGUUUGGUGUUAGUUUAAAUUAACGGAAAAUUAACGACCAUUGUGAGGGGCGCACAAAAAUCAUAGUAAGCGGUGCAGUUAAGACAGUUGGAAGCAAACAAAGCUUACUAUUUUCAAAAAAACAAAAAGAGGUGUGCCAUACGGCUUGACGCAUACGGCUCCAGGAAGGAACGGUGUAAAUUGGUGAAUCGUACCGGUUUUUGUGUGGCGUAAUUUUUUUGGCAGUUAAAGUGAGACAGCCACCGUUUAGCAGUGGACGGCGCAAGAUGAAUAAGUGUACGGUGGGAAGACUGUUGAUCUGCUUACUGAUUGCGUUCAUUGCGGGAGCGCACGGUGCCAGCAACUAUCUGUACGAAUCGGACGAACGGUACCCGGUACCGUCCAAUCUGCUCGAAGAUGACGUCGAAGACAGUGACCGGGCGAGUCUUACGGACGAUGGGCUGUUAGAAAACUAUUUACAAGGAGGAGCCUCAAAACGAUCAUCCCUGAUCCAGGUUUACCGAAGGGGCUGCAUUCCACGGGGUGGCAACUGUGAUCAUCGGUCGAACGACUGCUGCCACAACAGCUCCUGCCGAUGCAAUCUCUGGGGCUCCAAUUGCCGCUGUCAACGCAUGGGUCUGUUCCAGAAAUGGGGAUGAGCGCUGAACGAGUUGAAUCACUAAGCUCUUCUCAACUUUUCUCGAUCGCUUUAGUUAUUAUACAUGAAUUUGUUAUAUUAUGUUUAAAAGGAUGUUAAUUUUUUUUGUAUUUUUUUAUCUACAACUAUGCUAGAUGGAGUAAUGAUUUUGAUUGUUUAUAUUCACAACUAUAAUUUUCUUACACAAUGAUACAUUGAAUUACUGGAUUUUUUUCAUAAUUUUAAUUGUUGCUUCAUACAAUAAAUACGACAACCAGAACCAUGCAAACGAUAUAUCGGAAAACGCGCUAUCUAUCACGGAACACGAAACACGAAAAGCAAAUCUGAUCACGAACACGGAACCUAACCUUUACGAUGCAUUGUAUGUAACGCGCAACGUUUAUUGCAAACACAAAUUACUUCCUAGCUGCUCUGAUGGUGAAUUAAGGAUUUUAUAUAAAGAAGCAAAACAUACAUUUAUAUAUAUACACAAAUAUAUACAUAAAUAUAUAUAUACACGUACAUAAAGCAUACAGUUACGCAACCAUUUUACGAUUACGCCUAGCUCUAUCGAUGUGUGCGGGGCAACAGCAUUUGACGCACUCCGAAGUGGCUCCCUUGGUGGCUAGCAGAAAGUGGGCACCAUUUUGCAGACCGGAGUUUGAGUCACUCGUAAAAGUGUUCCCUCAGACAUUGGGGUCAUUAGAACAAAAAAAAAAGCACACACACGUAAGCAUGCACGCUGCUAACGGUCCAUACGAAGAAGUGUCCACUGGUUCAACUGGUUCAAGAACAAACAAAAAAAGGAAAAACACCCACUAAAAACGCUUUGUUUCUUCGCUGUCUGUCCUCCUUCAAAUUCCGGAACAUUCAGACAGAUCUGACUGAUGGUGUGGUGACUGGUGACUGGCGAGAUCACGGGGUGGGGAUGACGAAGCACUGUUACUGUACUAGGGUAAAAACGGGGGGUUGAAAACAUUAAACCGCUGCGGUAAUUACAUUUCCCAUUUCUACUAUGCAUGAUAACGAUAAAUGUAAAAAACCAAAAUGUCUUAAGCGCUAAGCUUUCUUGAUGUGUGUUUGUGUGUCAAAUGCCAGAAAUGCGCAUUUGGUGGUAAUUUAAAUGAACAUAAAAUACAUCUUUCAAGUGGAAAAUAAAUAGUUUUCAAUGUUGAUUUUCUUUUUUUUUGUGUUAGAUAAACUUUUUUCUUUUUGGUGCGGGGAAGAUAGAUUCUAGUAUAGUUAAUGUGAUUUUUUGUACGUUUCGUAAUUGAAAUUGCACAAGAAUUAAAUUAUGUAAGUGUUUUUUUUGUUUAAGUUUCAAUAAUAACUUUGUUUUUAAUUUUUAGAAUGAUUUAAAAAGAGAAUAAAACUCGAAAAAAAGGAAGACAUUUUAAAGAAGAAAACAAAAGUACCCAAAUAGAGAACAUCCAUAAGAGAAAAGAACAAUUGCAAAGCAUUCUGUCCAGAAUAAGAGAAAGAGAAAGAGAGGAAGGUGAAAAAAAGAUGCACUAAUACAUUGGAUGGAAAAUUGGAUUUGGAACAAAUUAGUCCUAUGAUGUAAAACAGUAACAGUAAACAGUUUUCCUGGUAUCCUGGGGAUAAAAAUGAAUCACAUAGAACUACAUAAAACCACAUAAAUUUAACCAUAACUUAUACUACCACAAUAACGGAUGAAACAGAUGAAUCUACUAAAUGUGACCUCCUGUGAGUGCCAUGGUGCCCAGCCACACAUUACCGCAUCACCGCAGGUUAGGACGCUUUAGGUCACAGAUGUUUAAUUAUGUUCGAACACAGUGGAAAGUCCUUCUGCCACAUACAAUUUCUUUAGUAAAAACAUUAAACCGAUCAACACACAAUUUAUUGACAAUGGAAAUAUCCCUGGGAAAACCAAUAUUAGUGUCAGUUCAUAAUGCUACAUUCGUCGAAAGCCCAUUUUGACAGCUAAUUUAAUCGACCGAAUACACCGAAAAAGACUCUCCCCAGAAGGGUAAUGGUUGUUUGCUGAACCAGUUAGUUUCGAUUGUGUUCCCCAAAAGCAAAAGAAAAGUGGGUAAGAUGUCGCUACAGUUAGUGUUUCCUUACCCGGCUGGUGUGGAGCAUCAGUUCCGUUCGAUUCCGUGGUGCGAUUGUGUUACCUUCUGCGCCAACAUCAUCAUCGGUGCACAAGCGAUGUCGAGAGGUGGACCGUUUCCCAGCCUUUCAAACAAACGAUAGUAAAAUUCACCUCUCGUCACCGUCGGGUACAUGAUAGUCGCCAUGGAGUGUUGGGCGAUUAGUUCUGAUUAAACCACUAUCACCAGAACGGGGGCCGAUUUUCUCUAACCGUAACAGUGAACCGGUUUAACCCUUUGCGCGAGAGCCUUUUCAUCGAGGCAAAUUUCAUUCGAAGUCAUUUAUAUCUACCCAGUAAGCAUCUAGCAUCUAGUGUCGCGUAUAUAUACAUGUAUAUGUUGAUGGACGAAUUGCAAUUAUCCCAUCCCAUCCUUUCCAUCCCAUGACUAGCAAAAAACCAAACCAAAAAAAACAAACAAACAAACAAAACACAUCAAGAUAGUGUCGUUUGAAGUCGUUGCUGUACUUAAACAUAAGAGAUGUAAUUGUGACCACCUAAUGAAACACUGAACCAUAAUAAGAUAAAGCUUCAAAAGACUCUACGAGACACCUGUAUCGAGUGUGUACUGAUAAUGAAGAUACGUGUUUUCUUUUUUUAUUUCAAUCUAGUGUUGUUGAUUUGUUUUAUGCCACGGCUGGCAGGGUGCGGAGCCGUCGGAACAAAAACCGUUUAGGGAAUCGAUGAAGUGUACGUUGAAGAUAAUAAAAAAAAACAAGAAUGAUGAGAAAGGAAAACACAUGAUACAGAGAGAAAGAGAGGGAAGGGAGGGAGAGGGAGAUAGAGAACGGAAUUGUUGGAGUGAAAGAAAGUAUGAUGAAGGAUGAACAAAUAAAACAAUAUACAAACAAACCAAUGCAAAGUUAAUCACACUGUUAGACACUGUUGCAAAAUCAUAAA
This is a messenger RNA of Anopheles funestus (African malaria mosquito), 3896 nucleotides long. Its product is annotated as U8-agatoxin-Ao1a-like. The coding region runs from base 534 to 905 and encodes 123 amino acids. Gene Ontology annotation, molecular function: ion channel inhibitor activity. NCBI's taxonomy places the organism in Eukaryota, Metazoa, Arthropoda, Insecta, Diptera, Culicidae. The record is from RefSeq and is a predicted model, not a curated record. The transcript is spliced from 3 exons. Gene Ontology annotation, cellular component: extracellular region.